Messenger RNA from Rosa rugosa (rugosa rose), 2378 nucleotides. RefSeq names its product sucrose transport protein SUC4. Gene Ontology annotation, biological process: sucrose transport; transmembrane transport. Bases 157 to 1668 code for a protein of 503 amino acids. Gene Ontology annotation, molecular function: sucrose:proton symporter activity. Gene Ontology annotation, cellular component: vacuole; plasma membrane. The record is from RefSeq and is a predicted model, not a curated record. The transcript is spliced from 6 exons. NCBI's taxonomy places the organism in Eukaryota, Viridiplantae, Streptophyta, Magnoliopsida, Rosales, Rosaceae.
CCACACAGUGACUUCAUAGCUGACGACACCGCGGCCCAAUGAAACCGCCACCUUUCCCAUCCUCACAUUCUUCUUCUUCUUCAAUUCCCAGAGAAUAGUUCUAGAGAGAGAAACUCUGAGUUUCUAGAGAGAGAAAGAGGGGGGGGGGCCGCCGUUAUGCCGACGCCAGAAGCGGACCCGGAGCGCCACCACCACCGAGGGAGGACCGCCAGACCGGCGGCGGCUCGGCCUCCGGCCAGGCCUUCGCUCCGUUCAUUGCUCCGAGUGGCGUCGGUCGCUUGCGGAAUCCAGUUCGGCUGGGCUCUACAGCUCUCUCUGUUGACUCCCUAUGUCCAAGAGCUCGGAAUCCCUCACGCUUGGGCCAGCAUCAUAUGGCUAUGUGGGCCGUUGUCGGGUCUUAUAGUCCAGCCCAUGGUCGGACACAUGAGCGACCGAUGCACCAGUCGAUUUGGCCGCCGGAGGCCGUUCAUCGUCGCCGGGGCGGUGUGCAUCGCCGUGUCCGUUCUGAUCAUCGGUUACUCCGCCGAUAUCGGGUGGUUGCUCGGCGACCGCGGCGGCGUGAGGCCCAGAGCCAUCGGAGUUUUUGUGUUCGGGUUUUGGAUUCUGGACGUGGCCAAUAAUAUGACCCAGGGUCCUUGUAGAGCUCUGCUUGCUGAUCUCACUGGAAAGGACCAUCGAAGAACUCGAGUCGCAAAUGCUUAUUUCUCUCUGUUUAUGGCGGUUGGCAAUAUUCUUGGCUAUGCAACUGGAGCAUUCAGUUACUGGUUCAAGGUUUUCCCAUUUACACUUACCUCCGCAUGCGAUGUUAACUGUGCAAAUCUCAAGUCUGCGUUCAUUAUUGACAUAGCAUUCAUUGCACUUACAACAUAUUUAAGCAUAUCAGCAGCUCAGGAAUUACCUCUGGGUUCAAGCGACAGAAACGCCCCCUUCGCUGAGGAAGGGCCAGGGCAAUCCAGCCAAGCUGAAGAAGCUUUCCUCUGGGAGCUGUUUGGGACUUUUAGAUAUUUCUCAGCACCUAUAUGGAUAAUCCUACUUGUAACUGGUUUAAACUGGAUUGGGUGGUUUCCAUUUCUUCUCUUUGAUACUGAUUGGAUGGGUCGGGAAAUUUAUGGUGGCAAGCCAAAUGAAGGGACAAAUUACAGUAAUGGGGUUAGAAUGGGAGCUCUUGGUUUGAUGUUGAACUCGAUUAUGCUUGGUAUAACUUCGGUGCUUAUGGAGAAGCUUUGCAGGAAAUGGGGGUCUGGUUUUGUGUGGGGGAUUUCAAACUUUAUCAUGGCUCUUUCCUUUCUUGCAAUGCUUGUUAUUACAUUUGUGAACAAGAGUAUUGGCCAUGAUUCACCUCCACCUGGGAUUGUGAUUGCUUCACUGGUUGUUUUUGCAAUUCUUGGAAUUCCAUUGGCGAUCACGUACAGUGUCCCAUAUGCCUUGAUUUCUUCACGUAUUGAGUCUUUGGGACUUGGCCAAGGCUUAUCAAUGGGUGUACUGAAUCUGGCAAUUGUAAUACCACAGGUACUGGUAUCCCUGGGAAGUGGACCAUGGGAUCAGCUAUUUGGUGGCGGAAACUCUCCAGCCUUUGCGGUUGCAGCAGGUGCAGCCUUAGCAAGUGGGCUGGUGGCCAUCUUGGCUAUUCCACGUUCUAUUCCUCAGAAGCCUAGAUCUUUCACAUGAGCAAAUUAUGCUUCUCAAUUUCUACAAUAUUUUUAAAUAAGGAUCGUCACGUGGUGGACGCUUAUGAAAUCCUUAUGUUGGAAUCAUAAUCUCAAUUAGGCAUCAUGUCUCAAUUUCACAAUGGGUGGUGCUACCGUUUUCAGAAGUGUGAUGGAGGUUUUCAGAAGUGUGAUGGAACAAGUUAGUCAUAAAAGCGAUGAUUUUUUCAGAAACACUGGCUACGCAACUAUGUCGAUGUGGAUACGCAAAUAGACUGAUGUAAUGGCCAUCACUAAGUUCCUGGUUAGACAAGUUAUCUACAAUUAGUGGAGAAUUUCUUCAAUGAAAAUCAAUCCCGUCUGCUGGAUUGUGGCAAAUUGCUACGGAAAAUUCGGUAAAGCCUCAGCUGUAGGAUUCGGAAAUUACUUGUAGAGUAGUUCCCUACCAACCAGGAUAUGUUUCUGCUUUUUGGGAAUUUGUCCUCCUGAAAAGAUCAUUUUCAUUUUAGGCAAAGUUGAUUGUGAGUUGGUGGUUUACUUAUGAGGUAUUGGAAUCUCAUGCGUUUUGUGCAUGAAUUUGUAGCAUGUAUGUGGUGAAAUGUGCUUGGUGGCCAACAGUGAAUAUGUGAAAUGUACUGAUUGAAACCUUGAUGGAGACAUCCGUUUUAUUCUGUGAUUUGCUGUUUUGAAAGUUGGGGUCAUUUUUGUGAUACCUUUCUAUUUAUUCUCUUC